Messenger RNA from Rhodamnia argentea, 1490 nucleotides. RefSeq names its product UDP-glycosyltransferase 708G1-like. The record is from RefSeq and is a predicted model, not a curated record. NCBI's taxonomy places the organism in Eukaryota, Viridiplantae, Streptophyta, Magnoliopsida, Myrtales, Myrtaceae. Bases 16 to 1410 code for a protein of 464 amino acids. Gene Ontology annotation, molecular function: UDP-glycosyltransferase activity. The transcript has a single exon.
GAACGCCCUCUAGCAAUGACUACACCUAAACUUCCUCACAUUGCUCUGAUCCCUAGUGCUGGAAUGGGCCAUUUGAUGCCAUUCCUACGGCUCGCGGCGAUGCUGGCGAAGCAAAACGCCAUCGUCACGGUCAUUACAGCUCAACCGACGGUCUCCAUUGCCGAGUCGGACCACAUAUCCUCGUUCCUCCGCCACAAUCCCAAGAUCAAUCAUCUUGAGCUCCAGCUGACUCCUAGCUUUGGGCAAGCCAAUGGCGCUCCUGUCGACCCUUUCUUUCUCCAGAUGCAUCUCAUCAAUCAGUCGAUCCAUCUUCUCCCUCCGCUGUUAUCUUCCUCAUCUCCACCUAUUUCCGCUAUUUUUUUGGACUUCCUUCUCGCUGCUAAGGUUGCUCCCAUUGCUAAAACCCUUCACCUUCCUGUCUAUAUUGUUUGCACCUCCUCGGUCGCUUUCCUCUCGCUCAUGGCAUACCUUCCGAUGCUGGUAUCGAACCCAGUUGAGUUCAACAAAACCAAAGCCGAAAUAAAUAUACCGGGAUUGCCACCCAUGGCAAUGUCGACCAUUCCGCCAGUAUUCCAUGAUUCCGGUCAUCUUCUUACGUCGAUUAUUAUUACAAACUCUCCAGCUCUAUCAGAGGCCAAAGGGAUCUUCAUGAACAAUUUCGAGUGGUUUGAAGCGUCUGCACUCGCCGCUCUCAACAAAGAUAGGGUGAUUGAAAGCUUGCCGCCCGUUCUGCCCAUAGGGCCAUUAGAACCAUAUCAUGCUCCACAUGACGACGACAAAAGGGAUAGAUACAGGUCAUGGCUGGAUAAUCAGCCAGCUGAAUCUGUGGUGUACAUAAGCUUUGGGAGCAGAACGGCGAUGUCCAGAGAUCAGAUACGAGAGUUGGAAAAGGGGCUGGAGAAGACGGGGUGGAGAUUCUUCUGGGUACUAAAAACCAGUAAAGUAGAUAAGGAUGACCAAGAGGAUGCGGAACACUUUUUGAAUGAAUCCUUCUUGGAGAGAACAAAGAACAAGGGGUCGGUGAUAAAAGGGUGGGUGGACCAGCAGGAGAUUCUGGCGCAUCCUGCCGUCGGAGGGUUCGUGAGCCACUGCGGGUGGAACUCGGUGAUGGAAGCGGCCCAGCAGGGCAUGCCAAUGCUUGCAUGGCCGCAACAUGGGGACCAGAAGAUGAACGCGAAGGUCACGGAGGAGGCGGGAUUGGGGCUGUGGGAGAGGGGAUGGGAUUGGGGUCCCAGUGGGAUUGUGAAGGGGGAAGAGAUUGAGAGGAAGAUUGUGGAGUUGAUGACGGAUGAGAAGCUGAGGGAGAGAGCCAAGAAGGUGGGGGAAGAGGCUAGGAAGGCUGUUGGGAGAGGUGGGAGCUCUGAUAAGGUGAUUAGAGAAGUUGUCGAAUCGUUAAUUAUUCCUUUUUAACGGAAGGUACGUUUGUUGUCCGGAGAGAUUUGUCACAUCGAACAUGUCUAUGAACUAAACUAGAGGAGUGUCGGCUGGCA